This is a messenger RNA of Musa acuminata subsp. malaccensis (wild Malaysian banana), 811 nucleotides long. RefSeq lists its product as uncharacterized. The record is from RefSeq and is a predicted model, not a curated record. Lineage: Eukaryota; Viridiplantae; Streptophyta; Magnoliopsida; Zingiberales; Musaceae.
GAGUUUGAGACCUGAUCCAGACAUCACUUAUGGACUUUGAACAUAUGAGAGCAAGUUCCAAAUCGAGCAACACAAGUCCAGAGAAUGAAAAGGAACAUACCCAUGCAGCCAUCAUCGUCGAUGACCAUGAUGUGACAAACUCAGAAAUUGUACCUAAAAUUGUGGAAGGAUCCUUGUCGACUUCCCCUUCUUCAAGCACUUUAUCAGAUGAAGAUUUCUUCCAGAUAGAUACAGGUAAAGUGCCGAUUGGAACAACAUUCUCUCCCUAUGCUUCUGGUGAUAGUCUUGGAUCUGAUAAUUUUGGCAUGGUUGGGGCGAAGCAGUCUCCAUCAAUUCAGUUAAUGGGAAGAGCAGAUGUCCCUGAUCCAAACAGGAUACCUUCUUCGGUAUUCGAUAGGACGAAGUCCAACGCACCGAUGGAAUGGAGUGUGGCUUCUAAUGAAUCAUUGUUCAGUAUCCACACGGGGAAGUCCGGAGAUCUGACCAGCUUAUACGGCAACCAUUCAGAUGGAUUUCCUCCACCACUUAGCGGCUCUUCUCCAGCACGGAGUGUUGGAGUAGGAUCUAGUUUCCGGCAACCGGUUGAAUCUGAAGUAACAAGUGCCCAACCCAAGAAGGAUGUUUUGAAGGCGAUCACAGAGGAGAAUGCCGAAAAAGAUAGACCUUCUACGCUUGGCAAUAUUCCCCAUUCCGAUAGCACACCUCGAUAUUCUGAUUGCGGCAGCGUGAACAGCUAUCGUUCUUUUGCAUUUCCGAUGUAUGUACUCGUUCUAACCCUCUGUCAUUUAACUGGUACGUACACAUGAAUACA